GUAAGGUUUUACUGAACGUCAUACCUGAGCAAAAUUAUGUUACUUUCUUGUCUUGCAUUUCAUAUUGCAACUUAUGCUAUUUGAAUAAAGUAAGGAUAGCUGUUUUUUACUUUUUGAUCCAAUUGUUUAAAUAAAUAUAUUUAGCAAUGCUUUAACAAUGCCUGUCUUUGUACUGUUUACAUUAAUAUUACUAUUAUUUUACGGGAAAAGCAGAUAUGGUGCCAGUGAAGCCUUGUAUUCAUCUGUAGGCAUCUGGUGGCCACGCGAGUGGACGAGAGGGAGAGUGGGAUGGAGAGAAAGAGAGCGCGCGCGUGUGCGUAACGGUGAUGAGUAGCCUGAACUACAACUGGCUGGGAUCACACCUUUCCGCGGGUAGCGCGCGUCGUGCGCACUUUAAUUAGAGCAGGACACAAGUGUAGUUAUCGGGAGAGUGGCAUUCUCACCAUGUCUCAGGGGGCUUAACUUCAGUCGCUCAAAUUUCAGUGAAGGUAAGAGUGCCUAGUCGUCUCCGGUGUUUUUCCGUCACUUACUUGAACCGUGUUCCUCUGGUUAGCAGCAUCGUCUAUCUGCUGCUUUCAUGAACUUGGGUCAGACGUCGGAGCGAGUCUUUCGAACCGCGGACGAUGAAGACCACUCGGAAAUGCCGUGCCUUGUUGUCCGUGAGUUUGAAUCUCGUCGCCCUUUUCUUCUCCACUACGGCAUUUGUCACCACGUACUGGUGCGAGGGCACUCAAAGGGUCCCCAAGCCCAACUGCAGCAAAGAGAGACGGCAUAACUGUAUUGACUACGGGGUAAAUGAGACUGACCCGAGCAAAGUGCAUUACAGCUGGGAAACGGGAGACGACAGGUACCUCUUCAGAUAUUUUCACACGGGAAUCUGGUAUUCCUGCGAGGAAAACAUCCACGGGGCAGGUGAGAAAUGCAGGAGUUUUAUCGAUCUGGCCCCGGCGUCGGAGAGAGGUGUCCUUUGGCUGUCGGUGGUGUCUGAAGUACUAUACAUCAUGCUGCUGGUGGUUGGCUUCAGCCUAAUGUGCUUGGAGCUCUUUCACUCCAACAACGUGAUCGAUGGACUCAAGCUCAACGCCUUUGCGGCCGUCUUUACUGUUCUCUCAGGGCUCCUGGGGAUGGUGGCCCACAUGAUGUACACCCAGGUGUUUCAGAUCACAGUGAGCCUCGGCCCUGAGGACUGGCGUCCGCACACUUGGGACUACGGCUGGUCCUUCUGCUUGGCUUGGGGCUCGUUCACGUGCUGCAUGGCUGCCUCCGUCACCACCCUCAACUCCUACACCAAGACGGUGAUCGAGUUCCGGCACAAGCGCAAGCUCUUCGAGCAGGGUCUCCGCGAGGAGCAGACCUUCCUGGACCCCGAGGCCUUCCACUACUUCCGCGACCGCUCUGUCCAGUCCGUCUCCAGCUCGGUGGAGGUAUACCCAGGCCAUGGAGGAGGAGGAGGAGGAGGAGGAGGGAGUGGGAGAGGGAAGCUCCACCACGGACGCUCCACCUCCAUGGACCUGGGCGAGAACUGCGACUCCCUGGGUGAGGAGCAGUGCUGA
Molecule: messenger RNA, 1553 nt
Organism: Clupea harengus (Atlantic herring)
Lineage: Eukaryota; Metazoa; Chordata; Actinopteri; Clupeiformes; Clupeidae
Gene: gsg1l
Product: gsg1-like
Exons: 5
Coding region: 624-1553 (309 amino acids)
Cellular component (GO): plasma membrane
Source: RefSeq, a predicted model, not a curated record